Colletotrichum fioriniae is the source of this 822-nucleotide messenger RNA. RefSeq lists its product as uncharacterized. The record is from RefSeq and is a predicted model, not a curated record. NCBI's taxonomy places the organism in Eukaryota, Fungi, Ascomycota, Sordariomycetes, Glomerellales, Glomerellaceae. Gene Ontology annotation, biological process: fungal-type cell wall polysaccharide metabolic process. Gene Ontology annotation, cellular component: fungal-type cell wall.
AUGGCGAACCCCAAACCCUCAAAACGCUGCCUCUUAUGGGACUACACAAACACCCGCGACCGCCCAGACGCAAUCGAUCAGCUCUUUACAUCGCCACCAGACUCUACCACCAAGCCCACAGCAGCAGCAGCAGGAGAAGCAACGACUCCAACUACAUCAUUCAAAUCCGUCCACAACUGGAACGCAUGGUACCCGCCCGAGCUCAAGGGCAGGCUCCCCUUCCGCCCCAUGAUCCGCACGCGCGCGCAGCUGGACACGGAAGAGUGGGACUGGAUCCGCGACUCGGACGCCGAAAUGGUCCACUACCUUAACGAGCCGGAGCGGCAGGGGAUCUCGCCGGCGGACGCCGCAGCGUGGUGGCUGGAGAAAGUGGUGCCCGAGUUGCGGGAGAAGAGGGGCAAGAAGCUUGUUGGCCCGGCAUGUGCUAGCGAUCCCGGGGGCGAAGCGUGGCUUGCGCAGUUUAUGCGUCUCGUUCACGAGGAAGAGGAAAAGAAGAAGAAGAAAAUGGGACCUGAUUUUCUUGGGGUGCACUAUUACAGCGGCGAUGUCGAGCACGCAAAGAGAUACCUGACGUCCAUGUACGAGCGGUACGGGCUGCAGCUCAACGUGUCCGAAAUUGCGUCUAUUAGUCGGGACCCGGGCGAGGUGGAGGCGUUUACGGAGGAGCUGAGCGGGUGGAUGAACGAGAUGGAGUGGAUCGACGAGUAUGGGUGGUUUGGGUGUAUGGCACACUGCGCUGAUGACUUUGUGAGUCCUGCGGCGCAGCUUAUGGACGGAGAGGGGAUGUUUACACCGCUCAUGAGGCGGUUGAUGGGUGUAUGA